Molecule: messenger RNA, 1578 nt
Organism: Rhodotorula graminis WP1
Lineage: Eukaryota; Fungi; Basidiomycota; Microbotryomycetes; Sporidiobolales; Sporidiobolaceae
Exons: 3
Coding region: 1-1578 (525 amino acids)
Molecular function (GO): hydrolase activity
Source: RefSeq, a predicted model, not a curated record
AUGUCGCUCCCUCAAGACCUCAACAUGGACGAGCUCCCGUCGCAGCCGUACGCCUCGCCGCGCCUCCUCAAGUGGUUCUACUGCACCAACCGCGUGUCGUCGUCCCUGUUCCUCCUCCCCGUGUGGGCCGUCAAGUACGCCGUCAAGAAGCGCCCGCGCCCGUCGUGGUCGCUCGCCGAGACGCUCCUCGUCGACUUUACGCGCCGCGUGAGCGCCAUCACCGACCAGGCCGGCGUCCAGCACGCGACGCGCGACCCGACGGCCGAGCCUCGCAUCGACGACCUCAAGGAGACCCGGUUCGAGUGGGUCCCGGGCGUGUCGGGCGACCUCCUGAGCGGCGUCCUCGUCGACGAGCAGGUCAAGCCGCUCGAGCGUGUCGGCACGUUCGUGUGGGAGCGCGCCGAGGACGUGCGCGAGGACUACGCCAUGCUCAACGCCAAGGACGCCGAGCUUGCCGCCGAGGACGACGACGCCGAGCAGGAGGGCGGGUCGGCGUUCGGCUCGCGCUUCAGCCUCGCGGCCCAGGGCGACAAGGGCGACCUCGUCGGCAUCUACUUUCACGGCGGCGGCUACACGCACUUUUCGGCGCACGAGUCGGCCCAGACGAGCACGAUCCCGAGGCGGCUCAUGCAGUACGACUACUUCUCGGCCAUCCACUCCGUCGAGUACCGCCUCCUGCCCGACUCGCCCUUCCCUGCCGCCCUGCAGGACGGCCUGUCGGUGUACGCGCACCUGGUCAAGGCGGGCGUCCCGGCGCACAAGAUCGUCCUCAUCGGCGACUCGGCCGGCGGCAACAUCGUGCUCGCGCUCGCGCGCUUCAUCCGCGACUGCGGCGCGUCGCGGCUCGCGGCGCCGGGUGCGCUCCUCCUCCUGUCGCCGUGGUGCGACCCGUCGCGGUGCUUCAAGGACUCGCUGUCGUCGUACGCGCCGCGGCCCAACCCGGAGGACUACCUGUCGGACGAGCCGACUGCGCGCCGGCUCCUCGUCUCGAGCCUGCUCGGCGCCAAGCCCCACUCGGAGCUGUCGUCGCCCUACAUCUCGCCCGCGUCGCAGCUCGGCCCGCAAGGGUCGUUCGACCAGUUCCCGCCGACGUUUGUCCACUACGGCGACGCCGAGCGCCUCGAGGACGAGAUCGACUCGCUCGUCGACGGCCUGCGGCGCGACCAGGUGCCGCUCCUCGACGUCGAAAAGACGCCCGACGCCGUGCACGACGUCCUCAUGGUGCGCUUCUGGAACGAGGACGUGCGCGCCACCAUCUACAGCCGCGUCUGCGGCUGGCUCGACCGCGUCGUCGCGAGGGGCAAGCUCAUCGACCGCGGCGUCGCGCACGACGAGGCGAGCCGCCAGGUCGCGAGCGCGAGGAGGUGCAGCCGCGGCGGCGACAUCUACCACGACGACGAGCCCGGCGCAGAGCAGGGAGCGGUCGCGGGUCCGAGCGGCGAGCCGUCGUCGUCGUCGUCGAGGGCAGCGCGAAAGGCCGACGACGGCGAGGGGCGUUCGAUCCCCAAAGCUGUUGUCAAGGAGGCCGUCCUCGACCAGAUCGACGAGAUCCGCGACCUGAAAAAGAAGGGCCACUAG